Molecule: messenger RNA, 980 nt
Organism: Durusdinium trenchii
Lineage: Eukaryota; Dinophyceae; Suessiales; Symbiodiniaceae
Source: the annotation of a GenBank genome assembly
UCUGGGGCUCAGGCACAUCUCCAUGUAGGGAAUUUUCGGUGUAGAAACUGCAGCCGACCCUCGGUCACCCCCUGGUGUAGCUUUCCUUAAAGGACCAUGCGAUGAACUCGUGGAAGACCUGUGAGUGGUGGAUGCGAACUCGCAGCCUCUUCGGCCUUGUCUCUCUCUACGGGUGCACGGUGAAGGAGCGCCAUGUGCAGUUCAAAAGUGUGGAUGACGCCUGGUGCUCGGACUGGCACUGGGAUUCGCCGGAGGCACCGGAAGGAGUCAACAAGGAGCGUUGGGUGAGGUUCCAAGAGGAGGUGAGCCUCACUGUCAAGAACAACGGAAGGCGGCAGGCCGCUUACGUUUUUGGGGGCGUGGUUUUUGCUGCUUUCAUCGUUGCAGCAAUUCUGACUGCUAUAGGCUGCUUCUUCACCUUGACCGAGGCGGCGACCACGGCCUUCGUAGUGGCGCUCACCACAGGAAGUGCACUCUGUGGAUGCUGCGGCGCUUACAUCUUCACCUUCUACUGCAUGAACACUUGCGCCUUCUCCAAGGUGGAAGAGCUUUGCGACAGCUUGACUUCGGAGCAUGCCCACUGCCACAUCAAGGUGCGAUUGACCGAUAAGAAGUUUGGCCGCCAGGACUUUCGGAAAGUCAUUCACAUCAUUGAGUACAACGUGUCUGAUGCUGCAGCCCAGGAUCCAGAGGCGCAGAUCUUGGGGAACGAAACCAACCAGGGCAAUGCGCUCAAUCAACCCUCCAAUGGAUGAGGGUCGGCCAAUUUCGCGCAGCCGCUCACCAUGUGCGUCGCAUGCGCACGUCGGACGUGAGCACGGCCUGCGUGCCUCUACCGACCUUGCUGCGACCAGAGGCAAGAUGUUUUCGAAGAUCCAAGCAAGAAUGGACGAGCACGUUGUGUUUUUGUCACACCAAUUGGUCGAAGGAAGUGUGUCUUCACAAGCGUACACAUCCCCUAGUGAGGCAUGUUCCUGGAU